CGUGGUUCCUUUCGCCAUUAGUAGAAUCUUGGCCUAGGUGAAUCCUGUAGGCGGCGAAGGCCCAGAGAGGGGAGGCCGAGGCAAUGGAUGUGAAUCAGCCGAAGCAAGAGCAUCUGCUAGCCCUGAAAGGUCCUGUUUUCUUCUGAUCUGUGCAUCACAUGCAAGAAGAGAUUCUUGUAAAUAAGAUGUAUUACGCUUUAGAGUCGAGGAUCCUAAUCAAGAGACUGUUGCUUUUAUUAAGAAUAACUGGAUUCCUACAGUACCAGCAUGGAAGUAGUUUUGCACUAUCGACCAUUUCAGAAUGACCUCACAAAAUUACAGAAACUUGCAGAAGAAACACUGAAGGAGUUUCCUAUUCGGCAACUACCGAGAUUUGUUCCCUGGUUUCCAAAUGUUUCACACAAACUUCCACUCAAGCCUAAAAGACAACCACCUAUUAUUUCUGGUGAGAAAGCAGAAGAAGUGAAACAACUUGUUGCAGCUUCAGAACCUCUUAUUGGGCGAUAUUAUGACUGCACAGUGGACCUUCUGGAGUUUCAGUCUAAUUUGAAAACUGGUCAAAGUUUAAUUCAGGCACAAACCGUGCAUGCACAAAUUAAUUCAAGCAAUUUGGAAGUACAGUCAGCAAAUGAAAAACCAAAAUUGAGAAGGUCUUGGAGUAUCUCUGUCCCUAGUUCUAAACUUAAAGAAAAAAUUCUUCCUUUAUCUAGAGAACUGCAGAGUAAUUUAGAAAGAAUGAAGCUACAUGCAUUUUAUAGAGCAAAGUGGACAAUUGAGCAAUCUAUUUGUAAUAAUCAAACUCUAGAGGACAUUUGGAUAAAAUUGAACACAAUGAUCAAACACAAUGAAUUGCCGUCUUGCAAUGCUACAAUCCAGAGAUGUGUGGACCAGAUAUGGGUUUUCUGUGACCUAUUAUACAGUGAAUAUGUUGGCAAUCUUCUUAAAGAAAGAUUAAAUCUUACUGGGAGAAUGAACUUGCUUGUACAUAAAUAUGGAAUUAUAUUUAGUUUGUAACUUUAAAACCAAAGGAAAUAGUAAUAUUACUGUCUGGAAUAUUAGGGUUUGUAUCCACAAAAACAAUGAGGAGUCCAGUGGCACCUUAAA
Trachemys scripta elegans is the source of this 1104-nucleotide messenger RNA. It is a transcript of the gene SHLD3, whose product is annotated as shieldin complex subunit 3. Lineage: Eukaryota; Metazoa; Chordata; Testudines; Emydidae. The transcript is spliced from 2 exons. The record is from RefSeq and is a predicted model, not a curated record. The coding region runs from base 268 to 1014 and encodes 248 amino acids. Gene Ontology annotation, biological process: negative regulation of double-strand break repair via homologous recombination; positive regulation of double-strand break repair via nonhomologous end joining; positive regulation of isotype switching.